CCCCCCCAUAGCCCCCAAUGGUACAGCCCCUCCUGCCCCUGUCCAAGGUGCUGACCGCAGCCUAUGACAGCGGGGUCACCCUCUUCGACGUCACCGAGGCCUCCGGAAGGGCUGAGAUGCUGCUGGGCGAGGUCCUAAGGAGCAAAGGAUGGAGACGCUCCAGUUACGUCAUCACCACGAGGGUCUUCUGGGGGGGGCAGGCUGACCGGAGCCUCUCACGGAAGCAAGUCCUGGAGGGCCUCCAGGGGUCGCUCCAGCGGCUGCAGCUCGACUACGUUGACGUCAUCUUCGCGGGGCCCCGCCCAGGCCCCGCCCAGACCGAAGGGCCCGACCCGACCCUGCGCCUCCUGCGGCUGGAAGAGCUGGUGCGCGUCAUGAGUGACGUCAUCAACCGGGGACUGGCGCUGUAUUGGGGCACAGCGGGGGGCGCGCCUGGUGACGUCAUGGACACCUUCGCUGUUGCCCGUCAGUUCAACCUGGUGGCCCCCGUGUGCCAGUGGGCGGAGCUUCCGCCGGAGCCCCGCCUCUUCCGGCAGCUCGGCCUGGGUGCUGUCACUUGGUCCCCAUUGGCCCCAGGCCCUGGCCUAGAGGAGGAGCCGCUGCCCCAUGGGCGCCCCAUAGGCAAGGCUAUGGGGCGCCGGCAGCCAUUGAAGGUUGAGGACCUGCAGCCAUUGGCCCAACGCUUGGGCUGUUCGGUGUCCCAGUUGGGCAUUGCCUGGUCUCUGCGGGCCGAGGGCGUCAGCUCAGUGCUGGUGGGCGCUGAGACCCCCGAAGUGCUGCAGGAGCAGCUCCAGGCCCUGCAGGUCCUGCCCCACCUCAGCCCCGCGACCCUACAGGAGCUCGACACCCUGCUGGGGGGAGCGGCGCCUCCGUAGGCCCCGCCCCUCACCUCCCAUUGGCUGCCUCCUGCAUGAGCCCGGUCCCUCAUCC
This is a messenger RNA of Pezoporus flaviventris, 930 nucleotides long. RefSeq names its product voltage-gated potassium channel subunit beta-3-like. Gene Ontology annotation, cellular component: voltage-gated potassium channel complex. Gene Ontology annotation, molecular function: potassium channel regulator activity; transmembrane transporter binding. Lineage: Eukaryota; Metazoa; Chordata; Aves; Psittaciformes; Psittacidae. Gene Ontology annotation, biological process: regulation of potassium ion transmembrane transport. The transcript is spliced from 12 exons. The coding region runs from base 18 to 875 and encodes 285 amino acids. The record is from RefSeq and is a predicted model, not a curated record.